CAAUAGUGUCAAUUGCUGUUUACCUUUUUAAGGAGGGCAAUAUUUUAAAAAAAUCUUAUAUUUUUAUUUGUUAAAAACUUAAAAAUGCCCGUAAAAUGCGAUUUGUGUAACAAAGAAUUUAGCACUGUUGGUAAUUUAAAUAAACAUAAAAGGGGUGUACAUAAUAUCGAAGAUAAUAUUAUACAAUCAUAUGAUUUUAACACCAAUGUUUAUAAAUGUUUAGAGGGCUGUAAUGUAUCUUGUAAGACUCAUGCCAAUCUUAUUCAGCAUCUAGAGGAGAUACACAACAUUAUUAUUAAAAUUAGAACCCUGGAAUUUAAACAGUACAGAGAUUUUGAAAUAUGGAGGAACGUAGAAGAAAGGGAUAAAAAUGUACGAUAUACAAGAUCUUCAGGAUCACAUUUAUGCAAUAAUAAAACUACUAAAAAACUAUACUAUGAGUGUUAUAGGUCAGGUGGGAAACGAAGAUCAGAUGUCAUGAAUAGAAAAAGAAAAUUAAAAAAACAAGGUUCUGUGAAAAUGGAUAAUUACUGCACUAGCAGAAUAAUUCUAUCCAGAGAAAUAGAAACUGGCAUAUGCCUAGCAACAUACUUUGAGACUCACUAUGGACACGAAAAUGAUUUAGAGCAUUUAAGACUGUCAGAUGAUUUAAGAAAAUCCGUUGCUAGUCAAUUAUUGGCAGGAAAAACUCAUAAAGAAAUUUUAUUAUCUGUUAAAGACCACCAAGUCACACAACAGAGAGAUCUACUAUUAAAAUCCAAAGACAUCAUAAACAUAAAAAGAUCAUUUAACAUUGUAGAUGAAAAUUUCCAUCCAGAAGAAACAGUAAUAUCAGGAAGUUACUCUAGUGAAAUAAAACUGCGACACGAUUUAGCCAUAAUAAGUUCUUACAGAGUCGAUUACAAAGAAAAACUGUUUUAUGUAUACUCUUCUGAUGAUGAGUGUCCAUAUAUAGUAACGGCACGACCAGGAGAACCUUGUUGCGAAUUAAAAUGUGUUUACUGUAAUAUUUGUGUUCACAAAUUUGAAUGCACUUGUAAAGACUUCAUGAAGAGGGCCUUAAUUUGUGUGCACAUACAUUUCUGUUUUUUAAAUAAAACAAAUAUAAUAAAUGGACUUUAUCACUACAAAGAGAAAGGUGUGAAGAAAAAUCCAAUUGAUCUUGGUAAAAAAGAAAGUUACUGUGAUGCACAAACAAAUGAAAAUGUUAUAGAAACACAACCAAAUGAUCCAAGACCUCCAGAUGGAAUAAAUGAAGAAAUAUUUGAAGUAGACCAACCACAAGAGAUACCAAUGGAACAAAGUGACACAGUAAGGGAGUCCAGUGACAACGAAUCGAUACAUAGUGAUUUAGACAGUGAUAAUGUACAAUCAAAAAGAUCAAAAAUUCGUGAAGCUUGUUUGAAACUUCUUCAUAACAUUGAAACAAAGUCGUAUACAAGUGCCGAGGAAAACUUUAUUCAUUAUCAAUUAGGAAUUUUAAAUGCGAUAAAAACAAGUAGUGAACAUAAUAUAGAUGACAGCUCUAAGAGAAAAAGUUCUGAUUUAAAUUAUUGUACAGUUGAGGAAAUAAAAAUUGUUUUAGUGGAUGAAUAAAUUUUUAUUGAAAUGUUUAUGAUUUAUAAAUAAAGUUAUUGUAUACAUUUUA
Molecule: messenger RNA, 1648 nt
Organism: Psylliodes chrysocephalus
Lineage: Eukaryota; Metazoa; Arthropoda; Insecta; Coleoptera; Chrysomelidae
Source: the annotation of a GenBank genome assembly